AUGAGGUUUACACCUAUCGUUGCUCUGGCUAUCUCGGCCUUCUGUACCAACGCCAAUCCUGUCUCUACACACUCUGCAGCUCCCUCUCAGGCUUCUACUGCUAGCACUAUCCACCAAGCUCCCAAGGCUGGAAACCACCGAUAUCCUGUACGCAACGAUAAAACCCUUGGACCGAUCGCUGUUGAAGUCGCACCAAACGGCAUUGUCGUUCCUCGUCCUGUAGGACUCGAAUCCAGACAUACCUCCAAUGUGGAGGGCUUCUCACAAACCCAACCUCUCAGCGACAAGCCAGCCAUCGAUAAUGGCAUUUCAAGCACGCCACCGCUACACCUUGGCCAUGGCCCCGCUGUAGAGCAUUCUCGCCCAAUCACUUCUUCUGGCAGAACUUCGCUUACUCCUUCUGCCAAGCCGAUAUAUAGCAAGCUCACUGGCGGUCCGCUUUUGGUUCCAUCUCCCCGACACCUGAAUUCUCGAGGUCUGCAACAUGUCAGCUCUCGAGAUUUGAAUGGCAGUUCCCGCCGCGGAAUAAGUUCUGAAAUAAGGCAAUGCUUUAACCAACUCAGACCACUACAACGUUUGACGGAGAGUCUCCUGUAUACCCAAAAGACCAAAGAGCAAACACUUAGAUAUGGGUGCUACUUUGAAUCAGUCAACACGACCUUUUAUGAUGGUACCUACAUUGAACUUAUGCGGAAGAUAUGCUGGGAGCUAUACAAAAGUAUUAGUACUGAACGACGAAGACGUUUCCGGCGCUGUAUUUACAAGACUGCCGAGAACCACCUCUCGUAUACCUCGACGGAGGAAGACACUUACAAAGUAUUCGAGCACGAGGUCGGUAAAAUCACCUACUAUGCACACUUGAUCGCCCCUGAGAGUGCCAAGGACUUGGUUGCCGAGCUUCCACAGCUCUCUUCCGAAGAUAUCAAGAAGCUCAACCUUACGGAGUACAUCGGCAAGUUCAAAGGUAUCCCUAAUCCCGGUGCCGCUACUAGCGCUUCCGCAACCCCCAAUGAAAAACCGGGUUCUCGCCUCACCAAACGUUCUUGGUUUACAGAUCUUAUGAAGUCUAUCUUCUCAUCUGAACUUGAUAAUGCUAUCAGCAACUUAGGGCAGGAUGUCGAAACUAAGGUCGCGAAAGAAGCGCAUGAACGUCAUGGCAUGGAAAAUCACGAUCCAUUCCCAAUGUCGGAUUCGAAAAGAGAGGGGAAAUCUAAUCCUGUUUAUGUUCACAGCCGAUUGAGCCCAAUCACACCAUCAAACCCAGUCGACCAGGUCGACCCCGAUAGGGACACGAGUAAGGUAUUGCUCACCGUGGAGGAUGUAGACUUGUAUCUCGACUUUAUUCGGGAUCAGAAGAAUCUGGGUUUCCGAGAAUACUAUGACCUGAGAAAAACAGUCGUUAAAGAACUUAAUCUCAGUCAUCAGUUUUUGAACUUGUUUGAUGAUAUGGAAUCGUACGAGAACAUGAUAGCAAAGGCAUACCGCACCGCUCGCAAGAGCGCAGAGGCCAAUAAUCUACACGUUCCUCGCUCUAUCUCUAUUGAAACCAGAUCCCCAUCUGGAUUGAACACCACAAGCCCGGCUCACGUUGAACCCGAAGCGUCCCUCAACACUGAAAUCCUGCCUGGGGUCGAACCUUCGAAUGUCGACGCUGCUGGUGAGCCUAUCACCGACCCCCUCAGUUUUGGUCCCAAGGGAGUCUCCCCUCGCGACAUCCCGCCCUUCGACCCAAAUUCAUUCGACUUCAACAACCAAACUGAAAAGUGCAAGGCCGCUGUAAUGUUGGCCACAUCCAAGGCAGAUGUCAUUUAUCUCCUGCACGAGAUGGAUCUUAAGCCAUCCGAAUGUCCCGAAAUGGAGGAUGUCAUUAGAGAUCCUUUCAACCCAAACAAAACACUCUCCGACUUUGACCAGCAAAAGUUAAACCUCAAUCACCACAUGGGCUACUGCAAUGAACAUUUCGACAUCUGCCCCAGCUGGCGCGCUCCCUACUGCGAAAGACUCUCUCAUCCCCACAGCAACGUAAAGCGCUCCACGAAUCGCGGCCUCCGGAGGAGCUUCAAAUACCCCUAUCACUGGGAUGUUCCAGCCUCGCUUGCUGAAGACCCCGCAUACAUCGCCCUGCGCCACGCAUGGGUCAAACUGGACAGCCAGACCAAAGCAUGGAUCGGGCUGGAGAUGCGCUCUAUCUGGCUUCUGCGCGUCUACGACGUAUGCAAGAUAUCGCUCUCGUGGACUAAAGACUUGAGUCUCGAGAGCCAGGAGAUUGAGUUGAAAUUUAAGGGCUUGACGCUUAAGAAGUGUGCCAAGGUGAGGCCCGUUGCCGAUGAUUUUAUCAACCCGAGGAUGGACCUGUAUUGGCGGAGAUUGCGGCAGGCGGAGGCUGAUGGUCAGGAAGGGUGCUUAGAGGUAGACGAAUGUUGA
Molecule: messenger RNA, 2424 nt
Organism: Amorphotheca resinae ATCC 22711
Lineage: Eukaryota; Fungi; Ascomycota; Leotiomycetes; Helotiales; Amorphothecaceae
Exons: 2
Coding region: 1-2424 (807 amino acids)
Source: RefSeq, a predicted model, not a curated record